CACAGAAAAGUGUGAAAACCAGAAGAGCUUUUCCUGCCCUUCACCCCCUCAUCUGCUGCUAUCACAUGCUAUAACUUCACCCUCAAGGUACAUAUAGGUGCGUGCCUCUAAGGCAACAUGGAGCAGGAGGGGAUGCUGGUCCAGUCUAUUUACUAUGGGAGAAUUGGAAGUGAGGCCACAGAGAGGCUGCUGGAGAGGUUUGGACACGAUGGCAGCUUUCUGCUCAGAGACAGCGAGACCGUACAGGGGGCCUAUUGUUUGUGUGUGAGGAAAGCACCGUUUGUGCACACCUACAGGCUCGAACACUCCUCUGAUGGCUGGUGUCUUCUGAGUUCAGAAGUCAGGCUGCAGAGCUUUAGGUCGCUGGAAACAUUGAUAGAGAGCUACAGAAGCAGUACAACCUCUGACGUCAGAAUAGCCCCCCUCAGAGAUCCACUGGACAAAACACAGCUACAGUACAUCAGCUCGGGUCAAGAGUUUGCCUACAUGGAAAUAUAGGCAGUGGCAGCAGCUGCAACUCAGUCUGAGGAGCUCUCGCCUUUAGACUGGCCGACCAACGCCGCUCAUCAGGUGGACUAAAGAUGGAAGAAAUAUUUAUUACAUGGCACAUCAAAAGAUCUGUAUACUCCCUAUUUUUUUUUUUUUUUUUUUUUUUUUUUGGCCGGAUUUCCACAUUUAUUUUUAUCACGGGGCAUGAUAAAAAUAAAAAGUGGUCACAGCUCUGUAGAUAAAAACAGGCCAGUUUCAAGUAUUUCACCAAGUAGUCAAAGUCGAAUGUUUGUUUUGGUGUCAGAGUGUGGGAACGUAUAUUUAAAUGACACACAUGUGCAAAGAUAUCACACACUAUCACGUGGUUUCCUUUAGACAGAACCCAGCUGUGUGGUCUGUUUGUAUUGGUGUGUGAAGUGUGUUUUUGGAUGUCCAUACACAAAUGGAUUCCACCCUAAUGGCUUCAGUUGUACUUAUCUGGUCAUCAUUGUGUGUUAUGAUUUUUUAUUUCUUUUUUUUUUGCCAUAAAGGAAAGAUAUUUUUACACAGUUGCAGUCAUGUAUAGUAAUACUUUUUUUCUGCACAGAUAAAGUUUGGGUAAAGACACAUUUGUGUACAGUAUCUCUUUGAUUUGUGAAUAUGUUUUUUUAUCCUAUCUGAAGUCACCAUAGCAGGAUUGUGACAAAGUGUAACAACACAGGAAAUGAAAGAAAGGCGGAUCACAGACUCUAUUGUAAGAGCAUUUAUUUCACCAUGUGUCUUCAUUUAGGUUCAUCUCUGUCAAUGGCAACACCCAGCAUACAAGCUGAUUUUCAGGUUUUACAAUAAAGUCUUAAAUAGACAAAAAACAAAGUACAAAACAUGCUUUUCACAGAUGGGUGUACACCAUUCCAAGCAUAUAUGCUUUGGAUGAUUCAUUGCUCAGCCUAGUUUUCACGUUUGGCUCCACUUUGACUUUCAACUGACACUCAUCUGUGAAUUCCCUUAUAGUACAUGUCACACACUUUGACACAGGCUCUCCUUCUUUCAUAAUGUUUAAAAACUUUUAUACAAACGUAUUUUUUUAAGUAUUAGUUUUGCAGUUGAUAACAUAUUUUGUGCAAAGUGCUCUGCGGUUAAGCUACUGGCUGCAGCCUUCUAGGAAGUAACACUUUUACCUGGACUCACAGGCAACUUGAACCCACAACAAAGCGAUUGCUCUCAGCGGACUGCAACAAAUCUAAACUAACAGAAUUUCUUCUCUUUUGCUUUGUUAAAUGCAGCGGCUCUCUUAAUUGUUGCUGUAAUGUUUAUUCUUAGUAAUAAUAAGUGUAUGUGCCACUCUGUGUGUGCCAACUUGGUUCAGCUCGUUAGGCUCAUACAAACCAGGCUUUUCACACUUUUUAUGAACCAUCCCACAGGUGAUCCUACAAAUACUUUGGUAGAUGACAGUCUCAUCUUACUAAUGACAUGUAGGGGAAUU
This is a messenger RNA of Toxotes jaculatrix (banded archerfish), 1951 nucleotides long. RefSeq names its product SH2 domain-containing protein 1A-like. Bases 118 to 498 code for a protein of 126 amino acids. NCBI's taxonomy places the organism in Eukaryota, Metazoa, Chordata, Actinopteri, Toxotidae. The record is from RefSeq and is a predicted model, not a curated record. The transcript is spliced from 4 exons.